This is a messenger RNA of Stylonychia lemnae, 1383 nucleotides long. NCBI's taxonomy places the organism in Eukaryota, Ciliophora, Spirotrichea, Sporadotrichida, Oxytrichidae. The record is from the annotation of a GenBank genome assembly.
AUGGAGAAUCCUGAACAGAUAUAUGAUGUGAUUAUUAUUGGAGCAGGUAUUUCAGGUCUCGGAGCAGCUAAUCACUUAAAAGAGCAAGGUUAUGAAAAUGUUUUAAUUCUGGAGUCUCAAGACAGAGUCGGAGGAAGAAUAUACUCAUAAAAUCUCAAUGAUGAAGUUACAGUCGAGUUGGGUGCCUCUUGGAUUCAUGGCAUCGGGCCAGGUGCUAACGAUAUACCUGAAUGGAGGGAUAAAAUGAACCCACUCUACGAACUUUCAACCAAAUAUAACAUAAAAACUGCCAAGACGUUUAAUGACAUGUAUGAGACUGAUUAAUAAAAAAUAUUUUGGUAUAAAGGAGGUGAAAUGCCAAGCGAUAUUUACCCAAUAGUUUAUGAAUCAAGAAGCUUCUACUAGUAGAAUUGUAAGGAAACUGAUGAAGAACUUAGUCUACAUGAAUUUUUCAAGAAAUUUGAUUUUGGCCCCUAUCAAGAUGAUGAAAAGCUUAAGAAGUCUAUUCUUGGUUUUGAUUAUGAAAGUGAAUAUGAUGGUGAUUUGAGUUAGCUAUCAGCUAGGCAAAUAAAUAAUUUGCAACAUUUUGAUGGUGAAGAGCGAUUAUUCCCUCUCGGCUACUCAUAGAUUCCAAAUGCACUUGCCAAAAGUCUCAAAAUUAACUUAAAUUCUAAAAUUCAAAAAAUAGACUACACUCGUGAUAUUAUUGAUAUCCAAACCACAAACAACAUAUUAUAUAAAACACGUAAACUUAUAGUCACAGUCCCCCUUGCUAUUCUAGCAUCUAAUGUAAUAGAAUUUACUCCGCUACUGCCAGAAAAGAAGAUUUAGUCAAUUAAUAGACUGGGUGUAGGAUUCUUCGAUAAAUUAAUCAUUUAAUUUGAGGAGGUAUUUUGGGAUGAAGAUAUUGACUGGCUGACAUAUAUAUCUGACUCUGAAACAUCUGACUGGUCUAUUAGUUUCAACCAUUAUAAAUACAUGAAGUAACCUCUCCUUGUCAUGUUCAACACAUACAGUUCUGCUAUAAAGUUUUCCCUAUUUAAUGAUGAGGAACUUAUUUCAUCUGCCCUAGUCGCCCUCAACAUUAUGUACCCCAAGGCGAAGAUUACCAGAGAAAAUAUCAAAGCUUUUAAGAGAUCUAACUGGAGUACUAAUGAACAUAUAAAAAUGUCUUAUUCUUUUGCUAAGGUUGGCUGUUCAUCUGCUGAUAGCGAGGAGAUCGCAAAAGGAGUGGAUAAUAAGGUAUGGUUCGCAGGGGAGCAUACAGUUUUUGAAUUUUUGGGUACAGUUACUGCUGCCUAUAUAUCUGGGUUGAGAGCAGCCUAGAAUAUUUUAAAAGAAAUAGAGAGGGAUCCCAAUUAAAAAUUGGAAUUAUCAUAAUGA